Messenger RNA from Salvelinus sp. IW2-2015, 7254 nucleotides. RefSeq names its product syntaxin binding protein 5L (gene stxbp5l). NCBI's taxonomy places the organism in Eukaryota, Metazoa, Chordata, Actinopteri, Salmoniformes, Salmonidae. Gene Ontology annotation, cellular component: SNARE complex; cytoplasm; plasma membrane. The record is from RefSeq and is a predicted model, not a curated record. Gene Ontology annotation, molecular function: myosin II binding; syntaxin binding; GTPase activator activity. Gene Ontology annotation, biological process: regulation of exocytosis; regulation of protein secretion.
CGCUAGACUGCAGAGAAUCAGCUCUAGGAGAGAGGGCUGCAUACAAACGCUGGAUCCGCGACAAUUCGGUUUUAAACUUAAUUUUACUGAUUUCACUCUCGUUUACCUGUUCCUCUCCUCAGUUCGUGCAAGGRUUUACUUUAUUUUCUAGUUGUAAUACCAGCGAGUGGAAGCGAGCUGCAUUUAGCUGCAUUGUGUCUCUGCAUAGACCUGCUUCACUCUCCAUCCAGUCAAAAAGUGCGAUUUUUUUAAAGCAUUGUUUAGGUAGUGCAUUGGUAAGUGUUUGAACUUUAGCUGGUCAUCUAUCUAGUUAGUCUCUCAUAACUGCUGCAGUGGUUGAUUAGGCUAUUCUAUUGUAGUUUGUGUUUUGCCUUCAUGCUUUAUAGUGAUGCAGUUUUAGCAGGCUAAAGAAACAUGACGUUUCUUAGUUUAAAUCUUUGCUGGGGCAUGCUCAUUUGAUGCGCAAUAUACAUCCAUUUGCAAUUGGCGAUUCUCUUUUACCUAAGUAUCCUCCUCAAACCAAGAUAAACAGUUUUGUGGACAGAAGCCUAAGUGCACAAUGAGGUCCCUCCACGACUUUUUCAAUUGCACUUAAAAAGAAGAGGGAGAGAGAGGGCGAGAGAGAGGCUGCAGGAAGCGACGCCUGCCAACCCUCAGGGGUUCCUACAUCAAACAGACUCUCGCGUCAUCUUAGCAUUUGAAACGGAGACAACGCUUGAUAGGUUGAUAGAAUAUAUAGAAAUAUAAGUCUUUCUCGCUAAACUAAAGCAAGAUGAAGAAGUUUCGAAAGGUACUGGACGGCCUGUCAUCCUCCUCCCCGGGGGGUGUCGCGUCCCCGUCGUGCGGCAGUGCAGCUGGUACUCCGACCGCUCAUGCGCCCACUCCCCAGGAUAUCCAUGUCCAGGAGACGCUAGUCUCGGAAAACUUUCAGAUAUGCAAGACGGUGCGCCAUGGCUUCCCGUACCAGCCCACCUGCCUGGCCUUCGAUCCUGUCCAGAAGAUCCUGGCCAUCGGCUCCAGAACAGGAGGCAUACGGAUCCUGGGACGGCCUGGUGUGGACUGCUAUAGCCAGCAUGAAAGUGGAGCCGCUGUCCUCCAGCUACAGUUCCUCAUCAACGAGGGGGCGCUGGUUACGGCAUGUGCAGACGACACGCUACAUCUGUGGAACCUUCGCCAGAGACGCCCAGCCAUCCUGCACUCGCUUAAAUUCAACAGGGAGAGGAUCACUUUUUGCCACCUCCCCUUCCAGAGUAAAUGGCUGUACGUGGGCACAGAGCGUGGCAACACACACAUCGUCAACAUCGAAUCCUUCGUUCUGUCUGGAUACGUCAUCAUGUGGAACAAGGCCAUAGAAUUAGCAACUAAAGCACAUCCAGGGCCCGUGGUCCAUCUGAGUGACAGCCCGAAGGAUGAAGGCAAGUUGCUGAUAGGGUUUGAGAGUGGAACAGUAGUCCAGUGGGACCUCCGAGCCAAGAAGGUUGACUUCAGAAUCUACUACGAUGAGGCUAUCCAUUCUGUUAGCUGGCAUCAUGAGGGGAAGCAGUUCAUGUGCAGCCACUCAGAUGGCAGCCUGACUAUGUGGAACCUGAGAAACACAGCGAGGCCCAUUCAGAUCACCUACCCUCACGGGAAGAUACUGAAGGACGGGAGGAAAGAGUCGUGUAAGCCCAUCCUCAAGGUGGAAUACAAGACCUCCAGGAACAGCAGUGAGCCCUAUGUCAUCUUCUCUGGGGGUCUGUCAUAUGACAAGUCCGGUGGAAGGAGGCCCACCCUGACCAUCAUGCACGGCAAGGCCAUCACGGUGCUGGAGAUGGACCACCCUAUUGUAGAGUUCCUAGUACUCUGUGACACCCCAUACUCCAACGAGGUCCAGGAUCCUUAUGCAGUGGUUGUGCUUUUAGAAAAGGACUUCAUCGUGGUGGAUCUGACACAGAGCAACUUCCCCAUCUUUGAGAACCCCUACCCAAUGGACAUCCACGAGUCUCCUGUCACCUGUACGGCUUACUUCGCUGAAUGCCCUCCUGACAUCAUCCCCAUCCUCUACUCCAUAGGGGCCAAGCAGAAGAAGACUGGCUACAGCCACAAGGAGUGGCCAGUGAGUGGCGGUACGUGGACAUUAGGCUCACAGACCUACCCAGAGGUAAUCGUCACAGGACACGCWGAUGGAACYGUAAAGUUUUGGGACGCCUCUGCUAUAACACUGCAGAUGCUGUACAAGCUGAAGACGUCCAAGGUGUUUGAGAAGCCCAAGGUGGGAGAGGUCGGGCGGCGAGCUGGUAGAGGAGGACCCUACGCCGUUCAGAUGGUCAGCUGGUGCCCACAUAGCCGUCUCUUCUGUGUGGUGGGCAUUUCUGCCCACGUCAUCUACCGGUUCAGCAAACAUGGCCAAACACAGAUAGUGUCACUAGAGGUGCGUCUGCAGUUUGAUUCGGAGGACGUCAUUUCCCCGUCAGAGGCAGAGCACAACCCUGUUCUCGACCCCAGCUCCCACUCCCCCCAGCCGCCCGGUAGCCCUGGCAGUGGCACACAGGACAGCCUCCCCUGCCUCAAGGUGAAGAAUCGUCCAGUGCGGAUGCCCCGCGGGUACCAGGCUGAGUUGGUGGUGCAGCUGCAGUGGGUGGAUGGAGAACCCCCCAGCAGAUCACCAAGCCUGGACAUCAACUCUGCCUACGGCCUCCUAGCGUUUGGGAACUGUAAUGGGCUCACGGUGGUGGACUUCCUUCAGAAGACGAUCCUGAUGUGUAUGGGCCACACUGGACUGUACGGCGCCGCAGACCCCUACAACGACUCCACCUCCCCACGCAAGAACAGACAGUCCACCUCAGACUUUUGCAUGCGCGGCCUGUCUCACUUUUAUUCCGAUUCAAAGAAAAGGAUCCGUACGUCCUAUCAGAGCCUUACAGAACUCUCCGAUAACCAGGUAUCCAUGGACAUGGAGAGAAGCAAGUCACCCACCUCAGAUCAUGUCAAUGGACAUUGCACUAGUCCCACCUCCCAGCCCUGCUCCGUGGGGAAGCCUCGCAUCACAGGGGUUCCCGAGGGCCCGCGGCUCACCCGGAGAGGGCCUGGCCGACCGCCCUUCCGCAAGGCCCAGUCCGCCGCUUGCAUGGAGAUCUCUUUGCCUGUUUCCUCCCACACAGAAGAAAGUAGAGAGAACUCAUUCAGUCGCUCGCGGAGCUCCAGUGUGUCCAGCAUCGAUCGCGACACCAAGGAGUCAGUGACCACGUUGCAGUUCGGAGAGUCCUACGGCCGUAAGGGCGAUGCUCUGCCUACCGCCUGCCUGUGGGUGGGCACCAGCCUGGGCGUGGUCCUGCUCCUGCCCAUAUCCAUCCCCACAGAAGAGGAGGAGAGGAUGGAGGAGCCCAUCACCAUGGGGCCCAGUGGUACCGUCUUGAUGCUAAAAGGCUCUGUGUUGCGAUUUGCCUUCCUGGACUGUGGGGGCGCUCUCAUUCAGAGUCCCUACGAGGUGUGGCGGGACCCCAACGGUCCCGAAGACCCCGACCGGCCCCGYAGGCGCAAGCUGGUCAACUUCUCCCCGUCAUCAUCCCAGGAGGCGUGCAGUGACGGUCACCUGGCCGUUGUGUGCUCUGAGAAGCAGGCCAAGGUCAUCCUCAUGCCCACCCAGGCUGUCCUGUUCACCCACAACAUCACCGAGUCCUCCUUCCUCCUGCGGGCUGACGUUGUCUCCGUCUGCAACAGCGUCUGCCUCGCCUGCUUCUGCGCCAAYGGACACAUCAUGACCCUAAGUUUGCCCAGUCUAAGACCCCUGAUGGAUAUUAACUACCUUCCCCUGACCGACUUGCGUAUCGCCCGGACCUUUGUCUUCACUAACGGAGGCCAGGCCCUGUAUCUGAGCUCUCCUACAGAGAUACAACGCCUCACAUACAGCCAGGAGAUGACGGACAACCUACAGGACAUGCUGGGGGAGCUGUUCACUCCUAUAGAAACRCCAGAGGCCCAGAACAAAGGAUUCCUCAAGGGCUUCUUCGGGGGCAAUGCCCAGACCUUCGACAGAGAGGAGCUGUUUGGGGAGGCAGCAGCGGGUAAGGCCUCUCGGAGUUUGGCCCAGCACAUCCCUGGUCCAAUGGGAUUGGAGAACAUGAAGACUGCAGCCGGCGGCGUCGUGGGGGACCUGGCCCGAGCCCGCAUCGCCCUGGACCAGAGAGGAGAGAGGCUGGGCGAGCUGGAGGAACGCACCGCCCUCAUGAUGAACAGCGCCGAGACCUUCUCCACACACGCCCACCAGGUGAUGCUGAAACAAAAGGACAAGAAAUGGUAUCAGCUUUAAAGGCAGGACAGCGGGCUGUGACUGCCCCUCCACCUGGUGGGGGGGCACUAUGCUGGGACAUGGACCUUUACUCGACGGACAUGAGAGCGAUAGAGAGAGACACAAGAGGGACUUUGUGUUAAUGGGCCUCUCUGUAGGCCGUCUGUACAUCAUUGUCACAAGACUUGGACAGAGGGCAGUCACUUAUCUAGACUAUAGUGAGAUGGACACAGACCAGGAAGUAAGUUGGUACGACAGGGGAACCCAAAGUGGAUGAUGACAGUCCAUCAGUGUGUGUGGGUGGGUUACCCAGAUCUUGCUGUGUAGAUACUCUAAAGUUAAUAAUCCAACAAGACUGCAUGAAACUAAACAGAUGAAUACAAAAAAAAGUUAAACUGCAAUAUUAAAAAGCAGCAUGCUACUCUAACAGAGGGAAAUAAAACAAAAUAAAACUUUUAUUUAAUAAUAUAAGCCAACAACAGAAAGUAUGAAAAAAACUUUAUAUUUUUUGAAAUAUGGAAAAAAAUAUAUAUAAAAACGAAAAUGUAUUCCUGCAUAGCUAUAAAGCCACAUUUCUUUUUUUUAGCCUUUUUUAUUACUUUCAUUUGGUUUUUGAACACAUUCUGAACACACACAUAAUUUCAGUCUCAAUACUUUCUUUACACAAUACUACUACUGAUGAUACUAUUCAUAUUCCCACCAUUAGACACUGAGCUCAAACUAUAUCGUUAUCCAAGAUCUCUGUGGUGUACACACAGUGCAAAAACACAAUCUAGUUUUUCAACGUAUACCACUCCACACAUUCUGAACAACAGAAUUGUCAAUUUUACUGGCACUAAUUUCAUUCUCUUGGCUGCUACUACUGACUAUACCUGUUACCAGAAAAAAAGGUACAUUUCACCCCCCCUGCCAGAAAUGUGUGAACACAGAGAAUAUAUUGAUUAAUAAUGUGUGAACACAGAGAAUAUAUUGAUUAAUAAUGUGUGAACACAGAGAAUAUAUUGAUUAAUAAUGUGUGAACGGUCAUGGAAAUGAGUUGGCUGAGGUGCCACGGUGAUAGUAGACUGUGAGGUCUGGACUGAGUGUGUUUAUAUUUCUAAUCUGAACAUAUAUAACAUCAUGUAAUAAUUCACGUGCCAUAAAUCAAGAUGGGUGAAGCCCCUUACUGUAAACUAGCAAAGAGCUAAUACUAUGUGGUAGUAAUGAUGUGUUUGCUGUAGAUAAGAGUAGGCUAGCUGAGCCCAACUUUUCAGUAUGGCCGUUGACACUCUUCUUUUAAUGUUUUGUUUUUGUUGUUGUUUGUUGCUUCUUCAUUGGAAUCUUCUGCUGCCUUUCUCAUAUUAUGUAUGAGUUUGUUGAGCCAGUGUGUGUCUCAAGCAAGCCCAUGUAAAGACAAAACUCUUACUCUUUCUUCUGCCAAAGCAAUUCACGAAUGAAGGUGUCAGUUGGAGGAUUGUGUCAUUAUAUGUUAUUGUGGGUGGUGGGUCCCGUGUUUACAUUUUGGUAUCCAGAAUGGUCCUCUUUUACACGUUGAUGAGAAAACUAUGCUUCAGAAGUCUCCAGGGGUCAUGUUGAACAGGAGUAGGCCUAGCUAAAAGACUGAGGUAGUGUCAGAUCCAUCUAAACACUAUUACCAUUCCGGAUCAAAAAUAUCCUGCGGUCGGUCCGUGUUGUUGAUCUAUAUGGAGAAAUGGAAUAAGAGCCAGACUAACAAUAGCCUACCAUCAUGAGUSUUGCGGUUGUCAGGUGUCGUUGGCACAUACAGUAUACGGAUCUUCUAUGUUACACAUAUUGGUACAUGUAAGGAAUCCAGACUGAUAUGAGUUUGAAGCAAAGGUGUUUCUAUUCUUCGUUUUACUCGUAAUUGCUCUUGAUGACCUUAAUGUAACCCCCCUUAUCCUCACCCCCUAGUGGAUGGUGGUAGCCUCUUCUCUCCUAAAUGAUCAUCUAUGUACAAAGAUUGUUCUAUGAUACAUGUUAUUGUAUAUGUUGUACAAGUCAAUAAGUGUACACGUAACACUGACAAGUCCUCUCGUAACUGACCAAAUGUGACAUGACAAUACCAUCAUUUAUUUUUCUGUUUUCAAAGGUUAUGUUUGUAUUUUCAAAUGAUAUAGGAAAGUCUAAAUGAUUGUUAUGACCACAACAGUUACUCCCUCUCCCUCACCGACGCUCACAUAUCCACCCUGCCUUGAACCACAGAAAGGUGGUUACCAUGACCAUACAGGCAACCAUUCUCUCACACAACAUAUGUUACACAACACAGCUGAAACACACACACGCACACACAGGUAAAAAACCUGCAUUAUCACUAUUCAUUUCACUCUGCUCCUUCUCAGGCUAGUGAGACAUUCCUAAAGGACAGACAGUCUACUGAACUGGGAGCCAGUCAGYCGUAGACCCUAGAAAGAGUUGGAUUCGACUGCCUGGCUGCUUUCCAGGCCAAUAUGAAGGCCAUUGUCCAUAACUGAAUGUGGUGGUCUAAUGAAGAGGGAACAGAUCUAUUUCUCUAUGUGUACUAUACCGUCCCUGAGGUUUGUGUCGAGUUAGUACCGUAACUUCAAUGGCUGAGAAAAAUGAAAAACGUGACUUCUACUGACAUAAAGGGUGUUUUGUUUGUAGUUUUGUUUUUGUUUUUAUAUCAACUGUACAACAACGCUGGCUGGGAGUAAAGAAAAACACAAAAACAUAGAAAAAUGGGAUAUUCUUUCUCUGUAGAUGUCUGUUAAAUGAAUCAUGGUACUGUACCUGGUUAUUCUGGCUGUGUCUAAAGUCACUGGAACUCUUGUCCACACUGUUGUUUCCUGGCCAAGCCAACCGUUUCUCUGGUUUUCUCAAUGAUGGCAGCAAAGUUUGUCUUGUUUAAAUGGAUUCUACCACCUUUUGUUCUUAUUGAUAUUAUAGUAGUGUAAUAGAGAUUACUGAAAAAAGUACUGAAAAUAUGUUGAUGCAAAUCAAACAUUCAAAUAAACAUUGAUUGAUGUACA